Messenger RNA from Penicillium angulare, 4470 nucleotides. RefSeq lists its product as uncharacterized. Gene Ontology annotation, molecular function: catalytic activity; protein binding. The transcript has 2 exons. Lineage: Eukaryota; Fungi; Ascomycota; Eurotiomycetes; Eurotiales; Aspergillaceae. Bases 1 to 4470 code for a protein of 1489 amino acids. The record is from RefSeq and is a predicted model, not a curated record. Gene Ontology annotation, biological process: nucleoside metabolic process.
AUGUCAGACCCUUCGAACUACGUCGUGGGAUGGAUUUGUGCUGUGAUGACCGAAUAUGUUGCUGCCCAAGUGUUUCUCGAUGAGGAGCAUGAAGAGCCCACCUUCGUCUCACCAAAUGAUACGAAUAAUUACAAAUUAGGCAAGAUGGGACAACAUAACGUUGUUAUCGCCGCUUUGCCUGAUGGUGGAUAUGGGACCGAUUCUGCAGCCAAUGUAGCGACGAAUAUGCUGAACAGUUUUCUUAACGUCAGAAUAGGCCUGAUGGUCGGUAUCGGUGGCGGUGUACCAAGUGAGAAACACGAUAUUCGCCUAGGCGAUAUAGUGGUCAGUGCAUCCCGUGGGAGUGAUGGUGGUGUGUUUCAAUAUGACUUUGGCAAGGCAACACAGGGCCAAGGGUUUCAGUAUACGCGGCUAUUAAACCAGCCACCAACUAUACUGCGCACUGCAAUGACAGGAAUUCGAGCACAAUACGAGAUAAAGGGACAUCAGCUAGAGAAGGCUGUCCAGGAUAUUUUUGAAAAGCACCCGAGAUUACACCGAAAUUACAAGCGGCCAGAACCAUCCACCGAUAGAUUAUUCCAACCCAGGGCUAUUCAUACUUGUGAAGACUGUGCUCUAUGUGCUGAAGAUCCGUCAAAGUUAGUACUGCGAGCCAAAAGGACAAGCGACGAUGAUGAUCCUGUUAUCCACUACGGGCUGAUUGCCUCUGGCAAUAAGUUGAUGAAAAAUGCUCUGAUUCGGGAUCGACUUGCAGCUGAAAAGGACGUUCUCUGUUUUGAAAUGGAAGCUGCAGGGUUGAUAAACACUUUCCCCUGUCUGGUAAUCCGAGGCAUUUGCGACUACUCAGACUCGCAUAAGAACAAAGAAUGGCAAGGAUAUGCGGCAAUGGUGGCGGCUGCAUACGCCAAAGAUCUGUUACGUCAGAUUCCCUCAAAUAGGCUUGAGGCUGAGAGGAAGAUUAGUGAUAUCCUAUCCGAGGAUCAUAGGGACAUUGCACAGAAGCAACUUGAGCUACAGGAGAACGCAGUCAAAAGAAUGCUAUCCGAAAAGCAAGAAGAAUGCCUUCAAUUGUUCCGUCUUAGUACAGGGGGCUCAGAUGCUACAUACGAGUGGUAUAAGGAACGUGCGGGAGACCGAGUGGAAGGCACCUGUAUGUGGUUCCUAAAACACGCAAAUUUUCAGGGAUGGCUAGAACGAGAGUCAGGGCCGCUCCUAGUUUCGGCAGACCCAGGUUGUGGAAAGUCCGUUUUAGCGCGAUAUCUUAUCGACAAUAUAUUACCGCGGUCAUCAACCAUCUGUUAUUUUUUUUUCAAAGAUCAAGACCAGAACACAGUCCGCCAAGCGCUUUGCGCUCUGCUCCACCAAAUCUUCUCGCAAAAGCCAUCCUUGAUUGAGCAUGCCAUGGAGUAUUUCAAGACGGACGGGCCAAAAUUUAUUAAAUCCACAAUACAGCUCUGGAAUAUACUAGAAAAGGCUUUAAAGGAUCCUCGGGUUGGAUCUAUAAUCAUUGUGCUGGAUGCUCUCGAUGAAUGCGCUGAAUCGGAAUUUGAGAACCUUAUGCAAAAUUUGAAGCGUAAUAUUCUUCAGUCAGACCGCGGAAGGAUGAAGUUUCUUUUAACGAGUCGCCCGUAUGAGCAGAUAAUCGACGAAUUCAGAGGUCUACUUCAUGCCUUCCCCCAUAUCCGAAUACCGGGAGAAGAAAAGUCAGACGAAAUAGGCCAAGAAGUUAGCCAUGUUAUCCAAUACCGAGUCAAAAAGUUGGCGAAAGAGAAGGGGCUCUCAAAACUCGUCAAAAACCACCUGGCUGAAAGACUACUGAAGGUUACCCACCGUACAUACCUCUGGGUUUAUCUUGUAUUUGACUACUUAAAGGCUACAAAUUUCAAGAAGACUCUUAGAGGGGUGGAUUCUACGAUUUCAACACUCCCAGCCAAUGUCAAUGAGGCAUAUGAGCAGAUUUUGAACAAAUCAAAAGAUCAAGCGAUGGUCCGGAGAGCCUUAAGCAUCAUUUUGGCAGCGAACCGGCCAUUGACAAUCUCUGAAAUGAACAUUGCAUUAAAUGUUAAUGACACCCUAAAGUGUAUACACGACCUUGACCUGGAGGAAAAUGAGGAUUUCAGGGCACGCCUUAGAACUGUUUGCGGACUUUUCGUUUCGAUCCACCAUGACAAGAUUUACUUCCUCCAUCAAACAGCUAGGGAGUUUUUGCUUGCCGAUACAGUAUCACCUGUCUUAGAUGCUUCGGGCUUACUUUGGCAACAUUCUAUCACCAGUCAGAGCGCACACACUUUAUUAGCAGAAAUAUGUGUGAUCUAUCUGGAUUUCUUGAAUGAAUAUGAUGGUUCCCAGGAGCUGAAGAGAGAAGGAGAAGAGGGAGGAGACCAUAUCGUCGAUUUACGCGCUUUUCUGAUUUAUGCGGCCAACAACUGGGGUAUGCAUGCCCGCACGGCCUGCAUUAGCACCCGUUCGGAUUUGAUUCCUCUUAUUUUAAGUAUAUGCGGCCCAAAUUCUGGUAUUUCUUCGAUUUGGUUUGAAAUUUACAGAAGUACCAUACGGGGUGGUCCGAAUGGAUGGUUCAAUGAUUUGCUGAUAACGUCUUAUUUCGGGAUUGAGGCGGUUGUGAAGGUACAACUUGAGAGGGAUGCUGUGAUUGACUCUCGAGAUAGUGAAGGCCGAACUCCGCUCUCUUGGGCAGCACAAAAUGGACACCAGAUCAUCGUGGAGCAGCUUGUUGAGAAGGGAGCUGUGAUUGACUCUCGAGAUAGUGAAGGCCGAACUCCGCUCUCUUGGGCAGCACAAAAUGGACACCAGAUCAUCGUGGAGCAGCUUGUUGAGAAGGGAGCUUACCUUGAAGCAAAAGACCGUUAUGGGAGCCCGCCAUUGCUGUAUGCAGUAGGUAAUAUGCAGUCGACGGUUAUUCAUACUCUUGUUCAUGCCGGAGCCCGGUUGCAUGUUGUCAACAAUAUGCAUCAAAACUCAUUACACCUCAUUUGCAAGGGACCUAGGCAUAAAGAUGGGUUCGCGCUGCUGGAGUUCUUUAUUUCUUCGGGGCUACCCACAGGCCUCUGCGAUGUGAAUAACAUGUUACCUUUGCUGUAUGCUUUGGAAAAUCGCUAUGAGGACCUCGCUUUACUUCUUCUUGAUAGGGGAGUUGAGGUGAACUCUCGAUUCCACAGACGAUUUUGGACCCGACGGAUGCUUGUGACAUAUGAUAUUGAUGAAAGAUUUGAGAGUUUGAUCAGUGAAAAUCCUUCGGUUGGAUUGACUGCACUUCACUUCACUGCUGUGAACGGAAUAGUGGGGAUGACCGCGUUUUUAAUUGGGCACGGCGCCAAUCCCAAUGCUUUAGACGAUAACGGCGACACGCCUUUGCAUUUGGCAAUUCGGUCUCGAGUACAAGGUUAUAAAUAUGAGGAUCCGUGGGUAACUGGCGAGUAUGCGAUAGAGAGGCUAUCCGACUAUAUAACAGAUUAUGAAGGGGAAGAGGCAUCUGAUAUAUGGGCCACGAUUGCUCAAGCAAGAGAAGAUACGGUCCAGCAGCUUUUGAACAGCGAAGCUAUUGAUAUCAACAUUGCAAAUAAUGCCGGGGAUGUUCCAUUGCAUGUGAUACCAUUUGAGAAAGGGCAAAUAUACGAUUCCUGCGCUGUGUUAACGCUCCUGCUUGACUAUGAAGUAGAAGUAUCUAUUUUAAAUAUGGAGCGUCAAACUUGCCUUCACCUAGCUAGUAAGGCAGGAAACCUGGAUGCUAUUCGCAUCCUUUUGAAAAGAUGUUGCGACAUUGCAUUACUGGAUAAACACGGCUUGAGUCCUAUACACUAUGCUGUUUGCCACAAUCAUUCAGAAGUUAUACAGCUCAUGUUCGAAGAACGCCACGAGCAACUUUCACGAUUUUGCGUCCAAAACAAUGAUCUAGGGAAGACUAUGUUACAUUACCAUACUGCAUCGGUGAUGUGCUCUACCGAGAUGAUCAGUAUUCUCCUAGAACUCGGAUGUGAUAUAAAUAGGCUUGAUGCAGACGGCAAUUCAGUGCUGAGUCAAUAUCUACAGUCUUCCCAUAUGCACAUUAAUUAUGACGUCUAUAAACUUCUUCGUGAAAGGUCAAGCAUGGAAAGAAAGCGUUGGGCAGACCAGAAGCAGCGAAAUCUUUUACAUCUUCUGAUGCGACAUUGGAGCGAUGACAAUGUUCUGAUUCUUGAAGAUCUGAUGGAUUUUGUGAGCAUAACUGCGAAGGAUGUUGAUGGCAUGGGCAUUGAACAUCAUGGCGCGAUACACGGUGCAUUCAACAAACCUCUGACGCGAUUCCUUCGAAAACGGGGUUAUCUAAACCUUCACAGUAAGGAUUCCAGGCACAAAACACCUCUCCAGUAUGCAGAAGAAGAGGCUAAUCGCGAGCGUCACCCGGAUCUUUUUGAAGGUCAUCGGUGGCAGAAGUCCUUGGAGAAUUUGAGGCAUGAAAACGAGAAUGACUGA